UAUGAAUUGUUUUAGAGCUUUUGCCAUAUAUGAUAUUGAGUUAAGCUAAUUUUAUUUGCUUUUAAGAAGAGAUAUUGAAUUUAAUUCUUUAUGGUAAUAGACCAUAAAAGAGAUUCAGCAUUAGAUUAUAGAAUAAAAUGUAAUAGAAGAGAAGGUCUUUUUCACUCAUUCAUUAUUAGGUAAAGUGAGAGGCAAAUAUGAUUAUUUUACAAGUAUUAUUUAAUUAAUAUGUAUAGAUCGAUUGUUGAUAUUGAUAUCGCAUGAAUAUGUAGACGACAUUUUUUAAGCAGAGCUUUUACUUUCCAUAUAUGCAUAUUUAUGUGAGGUCCAAAACUAUAAAAAUGUAAACUUUAAGUUAUAUAAGUCAGCUCAAAAUCUAAGAGCUUGAAGCUUUGGAAAAGUUUAAAGUAGAAAAUUUGAUAAAGACUAAAGAAGAACAAUUAAAAAUGAAUAACACUUUCAAUAAUUCUAAAUAUUCAAGUUUAAAACCUAAUUUAGUUGAUUAAUAAUAUUAAAAAAUGUUAACUUGUACAACACUAUCAAGUGAAAAUAAUGAAAUAUAAAGUUUUUCAAGCAAAUAAUUAUUGGAUGAAUAAUAUAUGAAAGUAUUCAAAGGUUUUAUGUUGUAUGAUAAAAAUAAAUAGUAUUUUCUAAUGUUUGUAAGGAAAGGUUUUAAUAAUGAUAAAACUUGGAUUGAAGAAAGAGUUAGAAUUGAAAACAUUUUAUUAGAAACAACGUAAAAAACAUCUCAAAUAUUUUGUAUACAAAGCAAAUUCGGACAAUUCAUUGUUGAAUAUGAUGCAACCAUAAGUAUCUUAUUAAAUACUAGAUAGAAUUCUAUUUCAUACUUCUAUCUAGACAUAAAGCAGCUGAAAAUCCUCAAUAUUAACUUUUAUAAAGAAUUAAAAGUUUCAUUCAAUUAGAACCAAAAUUCCAUAAAGUAAGAAUAAAUUAUAAUAAAAUUAAGUAAAAAAAAGGUGAUCUUGAAAGUAAAUUACUUUAUGCUAUUAAUGAUAUUAUUGAUGCAGAAGAAAGAAUAUAUGUUUAAAGAUAUGGAAUAUAAUAUUUAGAUUCUAAAUCAUUGAGACCUAAAUGUUAAAGUGAAAAGACAUCUGUCCAACCCUCUCAAUAAUAAAUUCCUUCAAUUAGUGUUAUACCAAAUAUUUAAGAUUGCAAUAGUCUUCAAUAAAUAUAAAGUAAAUGAU
Messenger RNA from Paramecium pentaurelia, 1205 nucleotides. NCBI's taxonomy places the organism in Eukaryota, Ciliophora, Oligohymenophorea, Peniculida, Parameciidae. The record is from the annotation of a GenBank genome assembly.